Molecule: messenger RNA, 1237 nt
Organism: Stegastes partitus (bicolor damselfish)
Lineage: Eukaryota; Metazoa; Chordata; Actinopteri; Pomacentridae
Product: membrane-spanning 4-domains subfamily A member 4A
Exons: 7
Coding region: 87-653 (188 amino acids)
Source: RefSeq, a predicted model, not a curated record
CAUUUCCUUGUCGAACUCCUUUUUGAAAGCAGAGAAAUUCAGAUCUGAAUCGAGUUAAGAAAAAGAAAAAAGAAAAAAGGAGGAAGAUGAGGAAGACAUUCGUGUGCGAUGAGUCCAUGAUCAUCACUAUUCCUAUCGGAGGUCUCGGGGUUGUUCGAGAGGAGCAGCUGAUGCCAGAAAAAUUCCACUGUGUGUUCAAAGAUUCCUACAAGGUGUUUGUUAUCAAGGGGAAACCUCAGCCUCUGGGAGCAGCCCAAGCCGUUGCUGGUGUGUUUCUUUUCGCUCUUGGCAUGAUGUUUAGACACAUAAUCUUCCAAAUGUACACUCUGCCAAGCAUUGUGUUUGUGCUGUGUGGCAUACUGUCCUACGCUGCAGGGAAAUAUCCAAACAUGCAUGUGACAAAGCUGUGCUUCUCUCUGAACAUUAUCAGCUUCUUCUGGUCAAUUGCUGCUUUUUCCCUUGCCCUGACCAGUUUUCAUUUUCCUUUUGGCAUAAGAAACAUCAAGCUGAUGGAUGGAAUCACAGGACUGGCAAUAGGUCUGCUGGUUAUUGAAAAUGUCAUAGCCCUCUUCUUGAUCUACUGGUCGAGUAAAGCUGUGUGCAGAACACAUUUCAACUCUUUGCCCACCAUACUGCUGAAACGUGGAGACUGAAUUUGAUGCAAACCAACAGCAAACCCACUUGUACUACCAGCCUGCCAACGCUAUCCACUCCUCAACAUGCAACAAGAUUGUCAAACUCCUCAUUGUUUCUGUCAGAAAUAGUUGAAAAAAACAUGAAUAGCUGCUUGUGUUAAAAUGCACGACUGUCCAAAUAUAUAUGAUGUCUUACUUUUGUAUAAUUGCCUGUUUAAAAUGCAUUUUUGUCUGCGAGAUCGAUACUAACACAAAAAAUGUCAGUCAUGUCCUUUUCAUUCCUGCAGAGAGCUGUACUUUGUUGCAGUACGUUUUGAAAUUUCCUCAUUUAGAGUGGAAAAAAACAUGCAAGCAGAAGUUCAGCAUUGCUUAAUGUAAAGUUGCUCUUAUGAUGACUAAAUAUUAUUUAGAUUAAAUAUGAAUUUAAAUUUUGCUACCAGGAUUUCUGUGCCAUUAAUGUGGUACAAUUUUAUUUGAUUUGUAAAUUUUCUAAAACGUAUCCAUUACUUACCGAACUACUUCUGUUUCAUUAAUUGCGUUCACCACAUUCAUUGCCUCUUCUUGAAUAUAUUAAUAAAGAUACCUGUUUUGUUUCAGUUUAA